Messenger RNA from Metarhizium acridum CQMa 102, 1275 nucleotides. NCBI's taxonomy places the organism in Eukaryota, Fungi, Ascomycota, Sordariomycetes, Hypocreales, Clavicipitaceae. The record is from RefSeq and is a predicted model, not a curated record.
AUGCGCGAUGGGACGAGGUUGUUGAGUGGGAUCCGGCUGAUUGUGCAAAAGAACGCCAAAGACAAGGAUACCUUCACGCCCAAGGUGAUUUCGCUACCAAAGGACUCAUACGAAGACAUGGUCCGCGCCCUGAAGCUGCCUUUUAGAGGAAUUGAGACGACGUCUGUGGUUGGGCCGUUCUUUUGGAGUUCCUUUGAUCAGGACGACGAUGAUCCUCACUUGCAAAUCAUCCACCGCAAGUCCGACGUCCGCAAAAAAGGCAGGACCCGCGGCUGGGAAAUGAUGCUCUCGCACUCGUUCAAGACAAACAUCACCACGGGCUACAUCAAAGGCACGCCGUCAUCAGACGUCGUGUCCGCGCUGCAACACCUCCGCGCAUGUUCCGCACAGAUCGGCCACCCGAUGCUGCUCCCCAUCAUCAUCCUCUCGUACGACCUGUCCACGGCAAAUGACCAGAAGCAGCGCGACGCAAGAGACUGGCUGCGUCGUCUGGAGAACGCCGUCUCGCUGCGCAACGAAGUCGAGGAGCACGAGCGGUAUUUCCAGGACGGCCUGCUGGAAGUAGACGGCCUGAAUCGCGACCUCGUCGAAUGCCACGGCCACGUCAUGUGGAAGAGACCGCAGGCGUACUGGGCCGUGGCAGAGGAGAUGGAGAAGGCCAUGGGGCGCUACCGCGACAAGAUGACGGCUGUGCGCGAGGAAAAGCUGCGACUUGUCAACGGCGAAACAGAGAGCGCGGGGGAUGCCGAGAGGCGGCACCUCAAGGAGGUGGACAAGCUGCACCGCAGCAUGACGGCGAGACUAGAGUUCUACAAGGUCAAGCUGAAGGGCCUGGAGAAUUACAUCCACACCACGCUGGAGAGGUUGAAGGUGCAGCGGGAAGCGCGCGAGGCGAGACUGAACCUCGAAAUCGCCGGAGAGCAGCGCCGCAUCGCCCACGCCAGCAAACGCGACAGCACGGCCAUGAAGACCAUCUCGCUCAUGGGGACGCUCUUUCUGCCCGGCACGUAUCUCGCGUCUGUCUUCAGCAUGACGUUUUUCAAUUUCCAAGAAUAUCUGUGGAUCUACUUUGCCGUUACCAUCCCCAUCACUGCCGCCAUCGUCGCGAUAUGGGUGUGGUUCGAUCGCCGUCGCGAGGCACAGUAUGCCAAGGACGAUGAGGAUCUUGAGCAGAACAUUGACAAAAUGGAAAAGGAAAUCAUGUUUCAUUUGAGGAAGAGGACCAUGAGCAAGACGCAUACGUGGAAUUCGCUUAGUUCGCCGCCCCGGCCGUGA